Molecule: messenger RNA, 276 nt
Organism: Knipowitschia caucasica
Lineage: Eukaryota; Metazoa; Chordata; Actinopteri; Gobiiformes; Gobiidae
Source: the annotation of a GenBank genome assembly
AUGUUAGUUCUGGUAUAUCUAUGUUACUGGGACAAACUGUAUCGAUCACAACUCCUCGUGCGCUCAGCAGGGGGCGCUCGGGAGCCUCUUAAUUACGCCCCACCCGUCCUCCGCUUCUCCUGCACCCAGCACCGCCCCUGCCAGCUGCCCCGGUGGAUCCACACUCCGCCCGCAGGAGCAGCAGUACAGACGCCUCUGCAACUACCUCCACAACCACUCACAACCAGGAUUACAACUACACCGACUGGAUCCCCGGCUCUACCCGCUCUGGCUUAA